This is a messenger RNA of Sardina pilchardus (European sardine), 2443 nucleotides long. It is a transcript of the gene mlc1, whose product is annotated as modulator of VRAC current 1. The coding region runs from base 139 to 1446 and encodes 435 amino acids. The transcript is spliced from 12 exons. Gene Ontology annotation, biological process: regulation of response to osmotic stress. NCBI's taxonomy places the organism in Eukaryota, Metazoa, Chordata, Actinopteri, Clupeiformes, Clupeidae. The record is from RefSeq and is a predicted model, not a curated record. Gene Ontology annotation, cellular component: cytoplasmic vesicle; plasma membrane; endoplasmic reticulum.
GAGGGAGAGAGAUAGAUAGAGAGAGAGAGACAGAGAGAAAGUGAGAGAGAGAGAGAGGGAAGGAGGGAACAGCAGAAGAGACAGACGGAGAGAGAUAGACAGAUAGAAGAGGGUUAGGGAAGGACAAGUAGAGUUUCAAUGAGCACCACCUCUCUCCCCCGGCGCAAUCCUGAUCUUCUUUUGUCUCACAAAGGAGACACAGUGGAGCCCUACUACCAGGAGACCCUGCUGCACUACGCGCCGUACAGGGGCCACCUUCCCACGAUGCAGCGGGACGAGCUGGCGGUGGGCCGGGAAGAGCUCAGCUACGACCGCGUGUCCACCCUGGAGCGGGCGGAGCGCGUGGCCACGCUGGAGAGGAGCACGCUGGGCCGCCGGCUGGACCACGACAGCUACACGGUGGACGUGAGGGCCAGCGACCUGCAGCUGCCGCCGGCCAGGCCCGUCCACCCCUGCCUCAGCUACCGGACCUGGCUCUACAGCGCCCUCAUCGGGAGCAGUCUGCUGGUCACCACUGGCUUCUCCCUGUACCUGGGCAAUGUGUUCCCUGUGGCCAUGGACUACCUGCGCUGUGCUGCAGGCUCUGGUAUCCCGGCAGCAAUCGUUAGCUUCGCCAUUGCCAAAAACAGACAUGUUGCAGUGUCAGAUUUCCAGGUGAUGUUUGUGUCCUCCUUUGCCGUGACGACCACCUGCCUGGUGUGGUUUGGCUGCAAGCUGGUCCUCAGUCCCUCUGCCCUCAAUAUCAACUUUAACCUCAUCCUGCUCAUCCUCCUGGAAGUGCUGCUGGCCAGUACGGUCAUCCUCUCUGCCCGCUCAGCUGAGGACUGCUGCAGCCGCUCUAAGAUGGGGUAUGUUGCACCUAGAAAACCUGCCAAGUUCCCCACUAGAGUCCUGAAGGCCUACUCUGUGAUUGAGGUGAUCGUGGGGAUCUCCGCCGUGUUUGGUGGCAUCAUCGCUCUGAACAUGGACGCCCUCAUGCCAGGACCCUACCUGUCCGUCACCUUCUUCUGGAUCUUGGUGGCUUGUUUCCCCAGCGCCAUAGCCAGCCAUGUGGCAGCCGAGUAUCCCAACAAGUGUCUCGUGGAGGUGUUGAUUGCCAUCAGCAGCGUGACGUCCCCUCUGCUCUUCUCCGCCUCGGGCUACCUGUCCAGCAGCGUCAUCAGUGUCAUCGAGAUCUUCCAGCAAGAGAUCCCCACCUCCAAACAGUCCUAUGACAUCCUCCUGCUGAUCCUGCUGGUACUGCUGCUGGUGCAGGCGGUUCUGACCGUGUCCACGGUGGUGCACUGUGCCUCCUACAAGAGCCACAUCCACCAGGGGGCGCCAGAGUGGGAGGACAACCUGCCACCACCCCCACGCCUCUAUGAGCAUCAGGCGUCCAAUGGCAGUUUGAGGGAGUUUGAUAAGGACAAGGCUUGGAAGGCUGUAGUGGUGCAGAUGGCCCAGUGAGAAGAGAGGAGGAGGAGAGGGAGAGAUGGACAGCCAGUGUCUUUAUCACAUGACUGAAUGAAUGAGCCAGUGAAUGAGUGAGUGAGUGAGUGAGUGAGUGAAUCAGUGAGUGAGUGAGUGAGUGAGUGAAUCAGUGAAUCAGUGAAUCAGUGAGUUAGUGAGUGAAUGAGUCAGUGAGUGAGAGAGUGAAUCAGUGAAUCAGUGAGUUAGUGAGUGAAUGAGUCAGUGAAUGAGUGAGCAUGUGAGAAUGAGAGUGUGUGCGAGCAGGCUGACAGUGCGAGUCUGUGUGAGGUACAGUAGUGAAUGAGUGUGAUCCUCGCCGCGACGCACGCGAGCGACUGAAUGAGCGUAGAGAUAAAGCGAUUACGGUAUUCCACAGUGCCCGUGUCAGUCAGAAGUGUAAAGAGAUUAAAGUAACACUUGUAGAGCUCCCAUCACAGGGCCUGAGACUGUAGCCCAGCCACGCAGUGCACUGAAAAGCCCCCGCUGUGUGUGUGUGUGUGUGUGUGUGCACUCAUACUGUAUCUCUGUGGCCUGUAGCGUCACACACUAGAAGCUUGAUUAGAACUGAGAGACUUUGCUGUAGCUGAUCCCAGCACAUGAUAUUUCAUACCAGCCUGUCAUGUUACUAAGAGCCGCAGACAUUGUCUUUUUCCGAAUUGUCCAGGCAGAUGGCAUUGCUACUGUUCCAAGCAAGCGUGUGGUGGAGGAAGGGUCAGUGAGUCCAGCGGCACAGCAGUGUCUGCACUGCACUGGUAGAACAAUCUUCUGUUCUGUGUAUACAAUCUGUAGCGUGAGCUUUCAGGUCUUCCAAAUGUGCUCAGGAAGCCGAGUCCUAUUUCAUGAAGCGCUACUCCUCUAGUGUGGUGUAGAGAGCAAUGGUAAUGUACAUGUUACUGACUACUUAGUCUUCUGUAUUUUGUGUAUAUUAGUUAUAUGUUCAGGCCUGCUGAUUUUGUUGUAAUAAUAAAAAAAAUGGCUACUGUUGAACUUUGUA